Messenger RNA from Amborella trichopoda, 2657 nucleotides. The record is from RefSeq and is a predicted model, not a curated record. NCBI's taxonomy places the organism in Eukaryota, Viridiplantae, Streptophyta, Magnoliopsida, Amborellales, Amborellaceae.
UCUCUGUCUUCCCGCUCAUCUCACUCUCUCAAUCUUUCUCUCUCUUCCCGCGCAUCUCUCUCUCUAAAAAAUUUCGCACUCGUCUUUACUUUUGCAAAUAUCUCAUCACUAUGCAUUUUCGAGUUUGAGCUUCGCUCUCUGUACCUCUGAAAACAACCGAGCGUCCAAGUGUUGUCUCUCUCUCUCGAACAAUGGAAAUGGAAGCCGGAGAAACCCUAACAAUGGGAAUGGAAGCGGAGGACCUUUCUCUCUCAUCAGAGAAGCCCCCUGCAAUGGCAAUGGAACCCCCAAAAAUCCAUCGCCUCGAGCCCUCUGUUGUGAAUAGAAUAGCGGCCGGUGAAGUAAUCCAGAGGCCUACUUCUUCUGUAAAAGAGCUUGUGGAGAAUAGUCUCGAUGCUGGUUCCACUUCGAUCAGUGUCGUAGUAAAGGAUGGAGGCCUCAAGCUUAUCCAGGUCUCCGAUAACGGCCAUGGAAUUAGAUUUGAAGAUCUGCCAAUACUUUGUGAACGGCAUACCACAUCAAAACUAUCGGCUUAUGAAGAUCUCCAAAGUAUAAAAUCUAUGGGUUUCAGAGGAGAGGCAUUGGCCAGCAUGACCUUUGUUGGCCAUGUUACUGUAACCACAAUUACUGAAGGCCAGAUGCAUGGGUACAGGGUAUCAUAUCGAGAUGGAGUGAUGGAACAUGAACCUCGGCCAUGUGCAGCAGUGAAAGGAACACAGAUAAUGGUUGAAAACUUAUUCUAUAAUAUGACUGCUCGAAGGAAAACUCUGCAGAGUUCUAAUGAUGAUUAUACAAAGAUAGUAGAUUUGAUUAGUCGUUUUGCAAUUCAUAAUGUGGAUGUGAGCUUCUCUUGCAGAAAGCAUGGUAUGAACAGAGCAGAUGUUCAUACUUCAGGCUCAUGUUCAAGGCUAGAUGCCAUCAGAUCAGUCUAUGGACUUGCAGUUGCUCGUGAUCUAAUGGAAAUCACUGCUUCUGAUGAUGAUCCUUCUAGGUCUAUAUUUAAUAUGAAUGGCUUUAUCUCCAAUGCCAACUACAUUGCAAAGAAGACAACCAUGGUUCUAUACAUAAAUGAUAGAUUAGUUGAAUGCACAGCUUUAAAGCGAGCUAUUGAAAUCAUCUAUGCUGCAACCUUGCCCAAAGCAUCAAAACCGUUCAUCUAUAUGUCAAUCAUAUUGCCAUCUGAGCACGUGGAUGUGAAUGUACAUCCUACCAAACGGGAGGUGAGCCUUUUGAAUCAAGAAAAUAUCGUUGAAAGCAUGCAAGGGGCAAUCGAAUCAAAGCUGAUGAGCUCUAACACAACAAGGAUGUUUCAAACACAGACUGUAUGCCCCAGUGCAUCUGGUGCCCUUGUUGCACACAAAGAUGCGCAAUUGAGUCAAUCAUCUGGGUCAAAAACUCAGAAAGUUCCUGUCCAUAAAAUGGUGAGGACUGAUUCUCUUGAUCCAGUUGGAAGACUACAUACGUACUUGCAAGUUAAGCCUCUUGGAUCGCAAGAAAAUAAAACUGACUUGGCCUCUGUAAGAUCUGCUAUCCGUCAACGACGUAAUCCAAAGGAAAGUUCAGAUUUGACAAGUAUCCAGGAGCUGCUUGAAGAGAUUGAUGCUAACACUCAUGCAGGUCUCCUUGAAAUUGUAAAACAAUGUACAUAUAUUGGAAUGGCUGACAAUGUCUUGGCUUUGCUUCAACACAAUACACGUCUUUACCUUGUGAAUGUCGUGAAGCUGAGCAAAGAACUCAUGUAUCAGCAUGCUCUACGACGGUUUUCUCAUUUCAAUGCCAUACAACUUAGCAAUCCUGCCCCUCUAUAUGAAUUACUUAUGAUGGCACUUGAAGAAGAUGAACUGGCAUGUGAGGGUGAUGGCCCCAAAGAGGAAAUUGCACGACGAUCUUGUGAUCAGACAUAUGUAGAAUUGCUCAAAGAAAACGCUGAGUUGCUUCAAGAUUAUUUCUGUAUUCAAAUUGAUCAAGAAGGAAAUCUGCAAAAGCUCCCCGUUGUACUUGACCAGCACUCACCUGAUAUGGAUCAUCUUCCACAAUUUGUGUGCAGCCUGAGUAAUGAUGUUAAUUGGGACACCGAAAAGGAAUGCUUUCAAACUAUUGCUGCUGUUCUUGGGAACUUCUAUGCGAUGCAUUUGCCUCUGUUGCCCAACCCGUCAGGAGAUGGCCUCCAAUUCUAUGAGCAGCAAACUCAGUCCAAGACUAUUCGGGGUAAAGGAAGUGAAGUCUUAACUACAGAUGAACCUAAUGAGCGGGACUUAAUCAGUGAAGCUGAAACUGCAUGGGCACAAAGAGAAUGGGCCAUUCAGCAUGUUUUAUUCCCAUCCAUGCGACUGUUUCUGAAGCCUCCAAAUCGAAUGGCUACUGAUGGGACAUUUGUACAGGUUGCUUCGCUUGAGAAAUUGUAUAAGAUUUUUGAGAGAUGCUGAGGACAUUCACUGAUCAUUCCUCAAAUUCAAGUCCAAUUUCUUCUUGUCUUACUAAAAGAAUUUUGCAGUUGUAUAUUAGCCUUUCGGAUACUUGUAAAUUUUCAGGGAAAGGAAAGAUUAAAAUUGAGUUUUUUGUUCAUUGUGUGAAAUAUAGAAAAGAGAGAUCUAGGUAGAUUGUUCCAUUCCAUAAUCCCAACUAGCUGAACUUGUCGAAUAGAGCUUUUUGGAUUC